Molecule: messenger RNA, 504 nt
Organism: Protopolystoma xenopodis
Lineage: Eukaryota; Metazoa; Platyhelminthes; Monogenea; Polystomatidea; Polystomatidae
Source: the annotation of a GenBank genome assembly
UUGCACAAGGCAUGUAUAUUUAUCUUAUUUUGCAGUCUUUCUGGUUUAACUUCUGAUAAACGCCAUCUCCGACCCAAGCGAACUUGUAACCGUGUGGACGCCGGCUCACCUCUCCCUGGAAGAUGUGAGAUGGAGUCAGGUAGAGGCUCUGCCACAUCGAAUCCACUUAAGGCACUCUCGCUGCACUCGAACCUUCGUGACGAAUAUGAGGAGUCGGUAUGUCUUUUAGGCUCAGCUGACUCGUGCAGAAUUCGCAGCUCUACUCAAUUGGUGGAGCCAAUAGUCGAGCUGGAAAAAGAGGCAACCGGUGAACCAAUCUUAGAUUCCAAAUCUCCCGAAGUCGGCUCAGACACUAAUGCCUGUAGUCAACGAGUAGUAUCUUCCACCGAUAUCAUUUGCCAGAAUACACAACAGAAACAGUCGCAAAAUAAUUACCGAUUGACGCCUUUACACCUCCUUAAGAGUCCAGCAAAUCCGGGCGAUCGAGUUGCAGCUGGUAUGUAG